Messenger RNA from Calidris pugnax (ruff), 2772 nucleotides. RefSeq names its product serine/threonine-protein kinase PDIK1L-like. The transcript has 4 exons. Gene Ontology annotation, molecular function: protein serine/threonine kinase activity; ATP binding. Bases 1 to 999 code for a protein of 332 amino acids. The record is from RefSeq and is a predicted model, not a curated record. Lineage: Eukaryota; Metazoa; Chordata; Aves; Charadriiformes; Scolopacidae. Gene Ontology annotation, biological process: autophagosome organization; axon extension; autophagy. Gene Ontology annotation, cellular component: autophagosome; cytoplasm.
AUGGCUACGGAAGCCAAGUACAGCAUCAUCCGAGAAGUGGGCCGGGGGAGCUACGGGGUCGUUUAUGAAGCCAUCGUGAAUCAAACCAGAAGCAAAGUAGCCGUAAAAAAGAUGCACUGCAACGUGCCCGAAAACGUGGAACUGGCUCUGCAAGAGUUCUGGGCCCUUCAGAGCAUCCAGAGCCAACACGAAAACGUGAUCCAGUUGGAGGAGUGCAUCCUGCAGAACGGCCAAGUCUUUCAGCCCAUUAGUCACCGUUACCGAAAAUCAGACAGCCACCUGCUGCUCAUUGAGACCUGCCUGAAAGGGCGGAGGUGCAUGGAUCCCAGGUCAGCCUGCUCCCUCUGGUUCGUGAUGGAGUUCUGUGAUGGUGGCAACAUGAACGAGUACCUGCUGUCCCGCAGCCCCGACGCUCAGCUCAACCACAGCUUCAUGAGGCAGCUCAGCAGCGCCGUGGCUUUCCUCCACCGAAACCAGAUAGUGCACAGGGACCUCAAAUCCGACAAUAUUUUGAUUUCUCACCGACGUGGAAACCCCAUAGUAAAGGUGGCGGAUUUUGGCCUCAGCAAGGUGUGUCAGGGGAAAGGGAACAUCAACCAGCAUCGUUUCUCCUCUGCCUGUGGCUCCAACUUCUACAUGGCUCCUGAAGUGUGGGAAGGUCACUACACUGCCAAGGCUGACAUAUUUGCCCUUGGCAUCAUUUUCUGGGCGAUGGUGGAGAGGAUCACCUUCCGAGACAGGGAUACUGAGAAGGAAUUGCUUGGAACUUACAUCUGCCAAGGCAAGGAGCUCAUUCCCCUCGGAGAAGCCUUGCUGGAGAACCCCAACAUGAAGUUAAAAAUCCCCCUGAAGAACAAGAGGUCCAUGCCAGACGACCUCUGCAAGCUCCUGCGUGACAUGUUGGCUUUUAACCCCAAGGAGAGGCUGGAUGCCUUCCAGCUGGAAAUCAGAAUCAGGCUCAUCUCCUACGGCAAAAAGCGCCAGCGCUCCGUCUCCUAGAGGCGAAGGACGUUCAGGUGUGGUGUCCUGCUGUGAUCCGGAAGCCUCGGAGAUGGUGAACAACCAACCCUGCCUUCCUUUGGCAGGAGUGGGUGGAUCUGAAGACCCCUGCCAGCUUCCAGUUUUUCUGAACGGUUAUAUUUAAAUGGACAAUAAUUUUAUUUAUUUGUACAGUAAUUUUAAGAGGGCAGCUACCAAAAAAUGAUCUAUUUUUAUGCGAACCUUCGUUGUUUUUGUAUUUGCUUUCUUUUAUGCAGCGAGUAGGGCAGGUGAGAAGGUGGCUGAGGUGACCUUGACUGUCUGGCCACGCUCGGCACCCUCAGAGAGGAGUUUCUGAACUUGCUCUUUUUAAAGCAACCCUCGUGCAUCCUUUUGUUGCCUUUUUUUCUUUUUUUUUUGGGGUGUAAUUUCUUCUCUGCGCGUUGCUUGGCCACGUAACGGAGUGCUGUCUGCUGAAUGAGCUGGCAAAGUGUUCAGUGUCUAUUCUGAAAAGUUUGAGCAGAAACAAAAAAAAUGUAUUUUCUUCCCAGUGGCUUUUGAAUAUUCUCGCUUAGAUUAACCAAAAUGCUUUCUUAAAAUAAAUACAAAGAAUGUUAAAGAUGCCAACUCUUGAUUAGAACGUAUGCGUCACUAACACUUAAAGUAGUUGAAGGAAUCGUGCUUCCUGCUGUGUUAGCUGCUUGUGCCAGCUGUUCUGACAAGGGAAAUGAAAAGGACUGAACUGGAAUCUUGGCAGGUAAAUGGGGAGUCACAUUUGCACCCUGUUUUGAAAAAUAUAUUUUAAUGUAUCUGUAAACCACUGCUGAUCUUUGCUCUUCCUCGGGAGCUCCUGGAGCAGGUUCCUCCUGUGCUCUCGUGUUGUGCAGAGGGGAAAUAGUGUCCUUUGGGGACAGCUUCCUUUUGGGGGAAAGGAAUAAACUGCCAAAAAGGAGGAUAGAAUGGUGAGAACCUCUGUGCCACACGGAGGACAGGAUCACCUAUAUUUCUCUUAGAAACAGAUUAUUUGUUUCUUUCCCCCUGUCCUCUGCUAGGGCUGUGGCUGCAGCGUAGAAGACUGUGUUACAAGCAGAGUGCCACAAGCCAAAUUCAUGGAGAGGAUUGUUCUUCCUGCCAUGACUUUAUCCCGAGGCUCUGGGGAAGCUCGUUCCAUGGGGAAGCACGAUGUUUUCUCACCUGUAAAAUACAUUUGUCCUGCUCAAACAAUUCAAAUUGUUAAACUAGUUUUUUUUUUUAAUUCAGAGAAGCGUGUGAGGCGAUGACAGACACGGUUGCUUUGAAGCUCAUUCAGCUCAGCACCUGGUGGUGACCAGGAACCAGCUGGGAUGGUGGGGUCUGGGCCUUUGGUUGUUCCCAGCCACUGUCACCUCCUUCUCCUAGUCCUAGUUGUUGCCUUGAUUUUUUUUUUUUGUUUAAUUCUUGGAGUUCUGGGGGGAUCGUGACGUAGGAAUGUGUGCUGGGCUUUCCUUUCCACAGCUGUUGGCUAUAAAUGUUCUUCUGCUUUGCAGAGGUUGCUUCAUCCUCCUCUUUCCUGUCCUGCAGCCACUGCUACUCUAUUGUCCCCUUCCUGCCACCUCUCCCCAGAGCAUGCUGCUGGGCUUCCAGGGCUGUUUUCCAUUGAGACCAGCUCCAUUUUUCUGGAAUACAGACAGGUUUGCACACCCUGGCAACACCUGAGGGAACUGUGGAGCGCAAGGGUGGCUGUUUACUCAUUUUCUGCCUCGUUUUUGCCACGGUAGUGAGUGUCCUCACAGCUGCUAGAUAGUUUUAGCUUUA